AAGAGAGAGGAAUAGAAACGCAAUAAUGCAUUAUUAAUCAGCAACUGAAAUAAAUGGACUCGACAGCCGCAGUCGGGAUCUAAAUUCCUAAAACAAAUCAAUGAUCUAACCUCUGAUACCGAACAUCUCGUGCUUGACAUAUCUACAUCAUUCAAAUCUAAAUUUUCAAGUAUAAUUCUCUUAAAAUUGCAAAGAACGAAAGAGAGAGAGUAAUAGAAAUGCAUUAUUAAUCCGCAACUCAAAUAAAUGGACUCGACACCCGCAGCCGGGAUCUAAAUUCCUAAAGCAAAUCAAUGAUCUAGCCUCUGAUACCGAUGAUUAAUUUACCUUGUAACGUGGCCUCGAUGUCACAAAUCGCACCCUAUCAGAAUGUUCCUGUACAGACGAGUCAGUAUAAUUUCCCCACAUACCAACAACGACAAACCAAUACUCAGCAGAUGCAAACCGCUGCAUGCGGUCCGUAUUCCGGAACUUCUCAAGGACCCUUCGCUCAAGUUUACCAGCCAGACACUUACGUAACGCAGCAAUGUGCGCCGCAACCGGUAACAAAUCCAUGCCAUCCGAUCUUUCAAAGCCAGUGCAACCCCCCAGCGAGUCAUCCCAGCUGCGGCCAGCUGCCGCAAAAUAUUUUGGAUCAGAUUCGUGCUUGCGUCAGCAACACCGCGCCCAUUUUCAUUCUGCCCGGUAAUUGUCAACAAUCGCCGACGUCUCAGCAGCAACAGCAGCCGAUUUUGCCGCAGGCGACGAUGGGUUCGCUUCCUCCGACAACAGCAGCGUAUCCACCUAGCGGAUUAACUUAUCCGGCCACAUAUUACCCGUCACCGCCCUAUCCCUAUCCUUAUCCCUUACCUAUGCCGUUUUACGAUCCGUUUACUCGCGCGCGAGAUACUGCGCAGAGCUGCGGAUGCCGAAGAAGGGACGUCGACCUGACGGAGGUCAGAAGCGUCGCGCAAACUCUCGGUUGUGCUUACGACCCAGCUCUGGACGAGCACCAUUGCGUGCCCACCGUCGACGACAUCAUCUGCACGAAGAGAAGCUGCCCGUCCUCGCUGCAUCUUCAAGCACUGGCUUCUCAGUUUCUCUCGAUGCAGGGUAUCAUUGCGUGCGCCGCCACAAGAUUAAUAUUGCGCAAAGUACCUGGUUCGAAUGUAACCACCACCAUGGAAGACACGAUGGCGAAGGCGCAGAAGGCUAUAAGCGUCCUGACGAAGGAUCAGCUGUUAUCAGAGUCGAGGAACGCGCAGCAAGUUAACACGCUGAUCAACCUGCACAUGACGGCCAAUCCGCCGCCUAAUAUCAUUCCCAUCCUCACUCUGGUGCAGCUGAAGAUGAAUCUGCUAAAGGCGCAGGUCGAGGGACUCGUCAACCAGAAGAUAAUGGAAACUCAAGGCGUCGGUGUGGAGGUGGAGACCGAUCUCAUAGAUCCUACGAUUCUCGCUUUGAAGUCCGACGCCGAGCUGCGAGACUUCCUGUCGGUUUUGCGACAGAAGGAAUGCGACGAGAGGGUGAACGUGAACUUCGCACCCUAUCGCUCGCAGCGUGCGAUCGCGGAGACUCGGCUGAGAAAUAUUCAAAGCAAGCUUCGUCAGGUGGAAAUCGAGUUCGAUCGUAGACGGUGCGCGAUGCUGCCCGCGCCAACGUUGACGUCGCGCAUCGUGCAACAAUUCUCCAAACCGUGUUACUCGGCAAGAUUCGAGGAUUCCAGAAGAUUAUACAUAGGCGCGCUACCGCAGGACAUUCCCCGCUCGCCUGAUCCGUUCAUCCGCGUACAACCGCGGAGUCCCAAGAGGCUGCUGCUGAAGCCGUGCACGAGCAAGUCCGAAACUAAGUCCACGCAAAUCGCUGCCCCUGUUCCGGCAACCGGCAAUCCGUCGAAAGCCACGGAAAACGACGCCGGUGCAAGUUCCACGAGGGAUCAAUCCACGACGGCCGACCUUCAGCCGACCUCCAGUACGGAGACCUGCACCUGCGACAGGACGACGUCGGACGAGAGCGUCGGCGAGGCUAAAAAAAAACUCCAAUCGAGGAUAGUCGAGAUAAACGAGAGUAGCGUCGAGGAACCGUCGUCCUUGAUGAAGCUAACGUCGAAAAGCCUGGACCUGGGGACUCCGACCUGCGACGCGAAAGGCUGGAUAGCCGAAGCGUAUAUCAAUGUCGAGGAGGAUGAAUCGGUGAGGACUUUAACGGGAUCGAUUUGUGAGUCACGAGAUGCGACUGAGAUUCGAAGAAACUCGGGCCGAAUAAUGGAUCGGCAGGAAUUUACAAGUUCGGCGGAUCCGCGACAGUUUGAAAAACAAGGAGAGACCGAAAUCGCAAUUUCGAGAAAGAAUGAGGCAAUUAAGAAGUACGACAUUGAGACCGGGCGCUCGCAAGGUGUCUCGUCCCCGAAAGCUGAGCAAACGGAGAUGAAAACCAUAACUAUUGCAGAAGUCACGGACGUUGAGCCAAUUUCGGGCGCGCAGGAAACGGAGCGAAAAUCACCGAACGACUAUACUUCAUCGCUGGAAAUUGCGUUAAAGCCGGGGAGAGACAGGCACGAGAAUGAACAGGAAGAUAAAAACGGCAAAAUCUUACCCGCGAAUAAAACGAUGGAGUGGAUCGCGAAUGAAGUACCAACAAGUAAAAUCAAGAAGAAAACGAGAUUUCGCAUUUCGUUGAUGACGAAUAUCGUAUAUAAUAACGAGAAUGACGAGUAUCGAAGUAAACGGAAAAUUGAUAAGAAAAUAGUGACAAGAGGGAUGAGUAGAAUUACCGAUCCGGAUAUUGAAGAAUUGGAUAAAAACAAUUUGAUGGAGAAUCUAAGAAAUACCAUCGCGCACAAUAUUACCGGAAAAGAUCAUUCACAAAACAAGGAUCUUUCGAAGCUCCGCGUCGAUCGUCAAUGCCAGACUGCAUCCGAGGAAAAUAAAACAACAUCCGCCUCUUUGUUAAGAAUAAAUCUCUUUCCUCCAUUCAAGAAUCUACAUAAAUAUAUGACAGAUAAUGAGAGAAGCGGAAACGACGUAGGAGUUUAUCCAAGUCCGAUAACGAAAGCGGGAAUUACGGCUAGGAAACGUUUAUCCCACUGGAACGAUGUCGCAAAAAAUCCCCCGGAAAUUCGUUACAAGGAUAACGCGCGUUAUCCGCCUUCCAGCAUGGAAUGCGAAGAAAGUUUUAUUUCGGAAAUGUUCUCCGUUAUCGUCAAUCGCGUGGUUACAUUCGUCAAUAAAGUAAUUACAUUGAACGGAAGAUUACGUAAAAGUUUAAUCAUCGACGCUCCGAUAAGUCAUCGUCCCGAGCUAAUUUCAAAGGAUCACGAUCCAGUCGCAAGUAUCUCGGAUCCUCCCUUUGACACGAAUUUUGGGACACCUGGUACCAGCAAACGUGAUUUUCGCGACGCGAGUUUAUUACGGAUUUCUACCGAAGCAGAAUACGGCAGGAUACAUAAAAUAAGACACUCGAUAAUCCGAGAUCAAGAAAAUAAUACGGAAUGUUUAUUGAUCGCUACGUCGAGCCGAGAUUGUGAUCUGAUACGUGAUUUGGGACGUCCUUAUGAGGUCCAGAGAAGUCUUCUUAUACGCAGUCGAUUGAAGGAUCGUUCGAGUACGCAGGAUCAUCCACAUCCUUUUUCGCUUUUAAAACGUACUGGGAAAGGUGUAUCUAAAGAAUUUCGUCAAGCGAAAUGUAUCGAAAAUGUAGAAAUGAUCGAAGAAAAAAAAGCAUGUAAAUUAAGACGCAGCAAAAAAUUCUGGGCAUUAUCGGAAGUUCUAAAAACACACGAUGAAGUAUCAAAAAUGAGAGAAUAUAGUACUGAAAUUAAACAAGUUUUAUGCGAAUAUUCGCACGAGAAUAUUACGAAUAAUAAUACAUUUACUGUGCGAAAACACGCAAUUGUUGAUAAUAUCGCAACUGACGAUGAACUCGUGAUAAAUGUUCACGAUUAUUCCGGAUUGCAAACCGAAAUAAAUACGAAUACGUACGAAAAUCGCGGCGUAUGUUUAUUAUUGCAUAGCAAUUGACGAGGGGGUUUAUAUAACAUAAUUAUAUAAUAUAUAUAUAUAUAAUUGCUAAUU
Nylanderia fulva is the source of this 4052-nucleotide messenger RNA. RefSeq lists its product as uncharacterized. The record is from RefSeq and is a predicted model, not a curated record. Lineage: Eukaryota; Metazoa; Arthropoda; Insecta; Hymenoptera; Formicidae.